Molecule: messenger RNA, 1122 nt
Organism: Fusarium subglutinans
Lineage: Eukaryota; Fungi; Ascomycota; Sordariomycetes; Hypocreales; Nectriaceae
Exons: 1
Coding region: 1-1122 (373 amino acids)
Source: RefSeq, a predicted model, not a curated record
AUGACUGUGCCUAGCAUCACAGUCUCUUAUGCAACCACCACCUCCGAGCCCCCCAUGACUCGGGAAACUACAUCCCCCAUCGAGUGGGAUCACUGUUACUCGGGCGCACACUUUUCAGGGAACCGAGACAUGAAGAUGAACGGACCGCCAGUUGUUGAGAUUGGUGGUCUCUGCGAUGUUGAGGAAGAGGGCCUCGACAAAAACUUCGUAUAUGGCCGCCUUUCCCCGGUCCCAGCCCCUCGACGGGAUUCAGAGGCAUUAUCUAAGUUAAACGGGUACCUUCCCGGAUACCGUUUUGUCGGUAACGGCGAGGUUGAGAUGGAUGAGGGCGAUGUGAAGUACGAGAGCUCGUUUCAUGAGUUCACCUUUGAGUGUCCGUUUCUCCCUGCCGAGGACUUUGAGGGUUUCAGCGGCUGUUGGCGUGAGGAUGACUAUGAGGCUGAUGUCUCCGAGUCCUGCUUUGAGGAGUCAAGUGAAGAGAGUUCCGACGCUGGUGGCUCCUCGGGGGACGAUAAUGUCUCUAACGCGUAUAGAGAGGUCCCUCGAAGGCCCUCUCACAUGGAAGACAACCACCGGGGACCGCGAAAGCGCAAGUUUGACGACUACGAGCAGGGUCAAAUUGAAGAAAAUGAGCUUGAAGAGGAUGAGUUUGACGAGGAGGAAUCUCAAGAUGUUCGGCUCGAGGAAUCUUGCACUAAUCCAUCGGAUGACGAGAUGAACUUGGAACAUGUCCUGGAGUGCCGGUGUUGCUCUGAACUCUACUUCUACUCCACUGAAGCUCCCGAGGACCACGAACAUUCCUUUGAGGACUAUGCUUUUCAAGAAGAUGAUGUUGAGAUUGAGGAGUCCCCUCGAAGACUCAAUACCAUUCCCGAGGAGGAGGAACCGGAGAGUCGUUUUCCCAAUAGGUCUGCAGAUUACGUGCCUAUGGUUACUCAUGCGGGCGAUGGCUUUUGGGCUAAUGAAAUUGUGUUUAUUGUGCAAGAGGAAGAGGAUGAUGAAGAUCCGGAUACUGUUGAAAUUGUCUUUGUUGAGCAGGAUGAGGAAUCUGAGGAUGAAACUGGGCCCUACUUCAACGAUACUCAGCUUGAUUCGGCGGAGGUGAACUACACUUUCGUUUGA